CUGGAUUUUGAAGCCCGUAUCCCCGUCCCCUUCAGCGUCUUUCCCUCCACCUACAAGGAGAGUGAGGCACAAACACAAACACAAACCCAGACCCAGACCGUCACCCAAACCCACGAGGAGCUUGAGAUCAAACUUCCCCAGAAGCCUCAAAAGCCCGGACGGGAAGGUGAACACUCUUCUUCUUCUUCCUCCUUCUCUGCCAUUUCCGAACAGCUCCCUCCUCGGAAAGACACCCGCAUCACCGAAGAAGAGGUUCGCAUCGAAGAGCACUACCACCACCACCGUCCCGGUCCCCCCAAGCCCAGGCCUCACGUCCAUCACGAGUCCCACACUUACAUUGAGGACCACCGCCCUGUCCCUCAGUUCCAGACCCAAGAGUUCCACGACACUCGUGUUCAAGUCGACACCCGCCACCACGAGCACCUGGUAAACCCGAUUGAUAGAAUCGAACGCCAGUACCGUCAACGCGUCCAGCCUACCUACCACCGCGAAGAGGUCACCGUCGAGCAGCGUCCCUUGCCUGCUCACUCUCACCACUCCUCGCACCACUCUGGUCACUCCCACCACUCUCACUCCCACGUCGACGAGUACACCGUCGACUCUCACUCCGAGCGCCCCCGUCCUCUGGAGUACAAGGAAACCGUAAAGGUUACCGAAGAGACCGUUGAGCCUUCCCACGCAUCCGCCCCCAAGCACAAGUCCAAGAUGGGUUACUACGACGAGGAUGGCCACUACCAUUCUUUCCGCCAGGGUCUCCACAGCUUGGCUGACAAGAUUGCUCACCGUCAUAAAGGCCGAUCCGACCGCUACGAGGUCGCGGAGAUCCGCGAGCACCGUGCUCCCUCCCCCCGCCCCUCCGGCUCCGCCGGCGGCUCUCCCCUCCUCCCCAACACCGUCACCAUCCCCUGCCACCACAUCCGCCUCGGCGACUUCCUGAUGCUCCAGGGCCGUCCCUGCCAGGUCAUCAAGAUCUCCACCUCCGCCGCCACCGGCCAGUACCGCUACCUCGGUGUCGACCUCUUCACCAAGCAGCUCCACGAGGAGUCCUCCUUCAUCGCCCACCCCGGCCCCAGCGUCGUCGUCCAGACCAUGCUCGGCCCCAUCUUCAAGCAGUACCGCGUCCUCGACCUCUCCGACGGUCACGUCACCGCCAUGACCGAGACCGGCGACGUCAAGCCCAACCUGCCCGUCAUUGACCAGUCCAACCUCUGGAGCCGCCUGAACCAGGCCUUCGAGUCCGGCCGUGGCUCCGUCCGCGUCCUGGUUCUCAACGACAACGGCCGCGAGCUCGCCGUCGACGUCAAGGUUAUCCACGGCUCCCGUCUGUAA
Messenger RNA from Colletotrichum karsti, 1329 nucleotides. RefSeq names its product woronin body major protein. Gene Ontology annotation, molecular function: translation elongation factor activity; RNA binding; ribosome binding. The transcript is spliced from 3 exons. Lineage: Eukaryota; Fungi; Ascomycota; Sordariomycetes; Glomerellales; Glomerellaceae. The record is from RefSeq and is a predicted model, not a curated record. Gene Ontology annotation, biological process: positive regulation of translational elongation; positive regulation of translational termination.